Messenger RNA from Procambarus clarkii (red swamp crayfish), 4361 nucleotides. RefSeq names its product mucin-22. The record is from RefSeq and is a predicted model, not a curated record. NCBI's taxonomy places the organism in Eukaryota, Metazoa, Arthropoda, Malacostraca, Decapoda, Cambaridae.
AAAAGACAGGUGAGGUUAAGGGUGUUAGCAUUGCACCACGUCGCGUCAGUGUUGGUGGUGGGGGAGGGCAGUAUGCAAGCACCCCCACCCUGUGCCGCGGACUCCUCCAUCACCCCAGUCUCCGCCCCACUACCACAGUGCACGGCCACGCUCCCUCCAACCUCCAGCUGGGUGCCCGUGCCUGAACUCCACGCCUCCCACACACAAGUGUUGUGGAUUAUGGUAACCAGGUUGUGAAGGGGUUAUAUGGAGCAGACGCCCAAACCCGCCUCAAGACGCCAGGACUUUGUAUAGGGACAAAAUAAUCAGCGUACGACGCAGAUAUCGUUUUUGGCAGUCUAGCGGCGGCUCCGCAGUGCAAUCACCGAGACAGGAGGCACCGCCAACACGACGCAAGACGCACUACAAACAUAAUGGGGUUCUCCACUAGCAUGGAGGGCCCUGAUCCCCGCCUCGAUCCUGACUCCCGGCGUAUCUCGGAUGCUGGCGAGGCCAAAACCAGUGCAGAUAUGGCCCAUAUGAAGGACACAACCCAAAGUAGUAGCAUUAAUGGCCAACGUGAGGUGGAUCAGUGCAGCUCGAGCGACGGUGUGGGCAAAACUAUCGCUGUGGUAGAUACUAAUGACAUGGCCGAAGCCAGUGACAAUAACAACGUGGACAUGUUCCCCGCCAGUGACAGUGUAGCUGUGUUUGUGGCCACUGAUAAUGCCAAAAUGAGCAUGGAAACAGUAGGCGAGGAUUUCCAUGCCGUCGGCGGCAACCAAGCUUUAUUAACAACAGACGAUAACAAGCAAGACUCCUCGACAGCAGCAAUUGGCAACCAAGAUUCUUUAACACCAACACCUAGCAACCAAGAGCAAGUUGCAGUAUCCAAUAGCAAUCACGAUGCAUCAGCCCCAAUUAAUAGCAACCAAGAUUCCUCAGCACCAGUCGGUAACGACGAAGCAACAACCACUGAUAGCCAAGAUACUUUAGCGGCAACAAAUACUGAUAAAGAUUCCUCAGUAGUAUUCAUCAACGACAACCAAAGUUUCACAGUAGCAUCAACCAGUGACAACCAAUCGCCAAUUACAACCAGUCCCAUCCAGACCACAGCUACCAUCACUACCCAAAACGUGGCAAAAGAAAACGAGAAUAAUGAUCAGAUGGAGGGAGGGGAAACGGCAGAAAACCACAGCAUGAAUGAGGGGUGGAUGUGGGGGAAUGUCGAGGACUGGGAGACUGAUGAGGUGAGGAACCACAACUAUUUAGGAAAGGAGGAGGAGGAGGAGGAGGAACGACUUCGCCUUAGGGAGGAGGAAAGAUGCCGCAUCAUAGAGGAGGAAAAGGUAUUAUGGCUGAAGGAGGUGGAGGACAAGGAGGCGUAUGUGCGGACCAUGAACCCACAGUACCACAGCCUUGACCUGUGCUCCACCAGCCCCAUCCAAGAGUCGCACCUCAGACGGGCUCUCACCCACCUCGCCAGGAGGUGGCCGUGGUGGCGCCUGCGUCUGAGGCGUCGAGGGGCCUCACAAACUCCCUGGCUGUGCACGGAGCCUCUCCAACCUCUGCACACACAGAUAGCAGAGAGUGACGAGUGUAAAUGGAGCACCAUGGAAGAGAUCCAGACCCAGCACAAGUUCCUUUGGGGCGGCCCCCUCUGUACCGCCACCCUCCUGGGCAACUCCCACACGCCCGACACCGACCCCGCCAGUCUUGGUACUGCGGCAGCUGUUGACACACCUCCAGUCAUUGAUGGCACUGUUGACACUAUCCUCGUCACUGCGAGUACAAAUGACGCCACCCUAACGACCUCCAGUAAUAGUGCCGACGCCACCCUGACGACCUCCAGUAAUAGUGCCGACGCCACCCUGACGACCUCCAGUAAUAGUGCCGACGCCACCCUGACGACCUCCAGUAAUAGUGCCGACACCACCCUGACCUCGGGUGAUACAGUGGCUCCAUCCUCUUGCAUUACUCCGGUCAACAUGUACACAUACCAACUAUUAUUAGGUGUUCCCAAACCCUUCGCCGAAGAGUCAAGCAUUGUGAAGAUCUGUGACACACUUGUUCAACUCCUGGACGAUGUAAUGGCUGAACGCAUUACUACUGACGAUGUGCAGCGGGUGCCAGAGUGUGCCUCAGAGACGGAGUCACAGAAGACUGAGUAUGACCCACACCUGGAGGUUAUGGCGAGUCUACAGUGUGUCUGUGGCACGAUUGGUAACAAUGCUGAUAUUUUCUCUGGCAACAAUAAUGGCGAAGUAAAUGAAGAUGACGAGAACAGCUUCACCGAAAGAACUAUCGAGCAACUAACCAGUCAGAAUUUUAUAAACAAGUGUAAGGCCAAGCGAAUCAGUUACUUAAGUGCUUUUGUAACGUGUGUGAGUGCUGCGGCUGCCAAUCUGAUACUGGAAGCCGGGGCUGGGCCAGAGUGUGGAAGUAUAGACGUCGACCACAGAGUUUUUGUUCACUACAAUUGGCCAGAGCCGCGUUACGAGUGGCAUGACAACUUUGGUGACAAUGACAACAAUGGCAGUGGCGUGCCACCAGAACGUCCCGCAAUCAAUAUUAAAGUGAAGCCAGAGGAAUGGAACACAAACUUCUGGAGAACAGCAAAAUCUGUCUACAUGCAGCAGUGGGAGAUUAAUAAGGGUCACAGAUCUAACACAUUGAAAAUACCUCUGAAUCUAGAUGUUGAGGACGGUGAGGAGGAGGAGCAGCUCCCAUGUCGGUUCCCUAAUGUCGACCUCUCUAUAUCUAACAUCCGCCAGGAGGACUCUGGGCUGUUCAACAGGCGCGGAGAGCACCUCAUGGCCUCGGGCCUCAACACACUCUCCCCCCUGCAUCAUUUCCUCUUCACACACCACAUCAACCUCCAAGUUCACGAGGAAUCGAGUAGUUUACGCUUCUACAUUAAUCAGACCACUCUCUUUCUUUCCUCGGCCAUAGGACGACGCUUUGCAGAUGAAAUAGAAUCUGUUGUGAGAAAGUCCCUCAAAUACCGGUAACAAAGAUUAUUACAUAGACGUGAGGCUUGUGUAUGAGAGGCUUAACAUAUGUAAAAGUGUCAAUGUGCAUGAAUCAGUUUUACUGUACAUGUAAUUUUAUGAACAGAAUAUGCAAAUUCUGUCUGCUGUUGCCUCAACAGUAAAUUUUAACCAGUAUACAUAUAUAACCUAUACAGUUAUGUCUUCCCUGACUAUCUGCCUUCCCUAUCCUUCACCCAGUCUUUCCUCUCCUAAAUGACGAUUUUCUAAUAACAUAAUAUAGGCUUUUGCUGUGAAUUUUAUUACGGAUAUUUGCCAUAAAUGAACAAAUAAUACUUUGUGGCGACCAGUCCCUGUGAAGGCAGAGGCUGCCUGCCUUGGAGGUUACAGUAAACAGGACGUUUUACGCACCUGCUGGGCAGCACUAGUCUUUCUAUAUUAGAAAGAUCUUAAUUAUGUUGAAUUCAGUGAAUGUUGUAAUGUAUUCUAGUCACCGAUAAAAUGUUACACAAAAGAUUAAAGUGAUCUUGACGUAAGGCAAUGUUUCCUGCCCAGGAAUAAUGUCUCAUAUUAGUAGGUUUAUUUUAACCGUAUACUGUGAUAUUGCACCAAACUUGUUUCAUUUUAGCUACGCUUUCGUGCCCCAAAAAUUGCGCUCAGACUCUUCAUAUCUUCACAAGUUAUGGCUCGGGAAUGUUGGUUUAAAUUCCAAGUGAGCGGAGCAAAGAGUUCGGUGCUUCAUGCGCCCAGUGGUGCGCCUUUAUUAUUUUACUAUUGUUUAUUUGUACUAAUUUGAAUUAAAAAAUUAUAUUUUUACUAAUGAUUUAAUUAAAAUAUUUAUAUUGUUACCGUGAUAUUAGACAUUUGGUAUGUACUCGCCUAGAUGUGCUUGAAGGGUCGAGCUUAGGCUCCUAAUUUUUUUUUUUUUUUUUUAAUAAUGCAGACUUGUUUCUCACGCGUUUAUAUUUACAUUUAAAACUUUGUAACUGAUUAGCCUCAACGACUUCUAAGUUUAACCUGUUCAAAUUUUUGACAGCUCUUACACUGAAAGUUCUUGCUGAUGUCCGACUCAUUUGCGUCUCUAAAGUUCCAUCGAUGACACCUCGUUCUGCUGUUACUAGCUUUGAGCAAUACUUUUUUUCUACGAAAACUUCCCUUAGAACCUUUAAUAUUAUAUCCCCCCCCCCCUCUCCCUCUCUAGUGUGGCAAGGUUUACUUCUUACUCCAUAACUCAAUCUUUUUUAGCUCAGGAACGUACCUGUGUUGAGGGGGCUUGAAUGUCGCCAAAUCUUUGACCAAAGAUUUAUUAUAAAAUUUACUGUUUAUACACACUGUACGUACGUAUAUAUGUCACGCCACACAUUGUAUAUAAUAAAUUAUUUUAUAUCGGGA